CCAUUUCUGUCUGCAGUUGUCCUCAGCGCGGCCUACUCGCGCCAUGCACUCACAAAUUACAUAAUACAUAAAAAAAAACAAUCCCACCAUUUCUCUAUGACUCUGUGAAGUGACCAUCGAUUAGUGUGUGUUUUUUUGUGCGCGCGGACCAUGGAACUUUUUUAAUCGCAUACGCGCAAUGAAACGCAGACGCACCUAGCAUGCUGUGCCCCACGCGGCUGCUCUGGCAGCUGCCGUUCCUCACCACAACCCUCGCCUUCGUUCUCGACAAGCAGAACCCAUACUCCCAGUUCCGCAAGUGGAACGCGGCACUCAACGGCACACUCGAACUUGAGUUCAAAACCGACCAGCCAAACGGUCUAAUCUUGUACACCGACGAUGGUGGCACUUAUGACUUUUUCGAGCUGAAGCUGGUGAAUGGGGCGGUGAGGCUGAGGUACAAUUUGGGGGGCGGCGCGCAGAUUAUCACGGUGGGGAGUAAUCUGAAUAAUGGACAGUGGCAUAAGUUGCAAGUGGCCCGUCGCGACGAGCACACAACACUGUCGGUGGACGGCGUGACGCGCGGCGCCGUGUCCCGCGGCAAGGAGUUCGCGUUCGGCAAGUUCGGCACCAACUCCGACGUGUUCGUGGGGGGGAUACCGCCUUCAUACAACUCGAAGCUUACCACGUUAGCGCUGCCUUCAGUGAUCUUCGAGCCCAAGUUCCGAGGGUCCAUCAGGAAUCUGGUGUACUCCGAUGUGGUGGGGCAGCCGCCGAGGCGCCAGGAAUUAAGGCACUCCAGAGAUUUGAAGUCAUCCCGGAUCGGGAAUGCCAGUGGCGACGCAUGCGAACGCCGGGAUCCUUGCCAACAUGGCGGCGUCUGCAUCAGCACUGAUGACGGCCCGGUCUGCGAGUGCAGAGACGAAGACUAUGAAGGCGCCUUCUGUGAGAGAGAUAAAGCACCUUCAGAGGCGACGUUCCGCGGCGCGGAGUUCCUUUCCUACGACCUGACACAGACCGGAGGCGAGCCUAUAGUCAGCACACAGGACACCAUCUCGCUGUACUUCAAGACGCGGCAGCCGAAUGGACUGCUCUUCUACACUGGUCAUGAAGCCGACUACCUAAACCUGGCAGUUCGCGAUGGCGGCGUCUCUCUGACCAUGGGCCUUGGGAACGGCAAGCAGGAGAUGCACAUCAAACCAUCGAAGACCAGGUUCGAUGACCAUCAGUGGCACAAGCUGACGGUGCAUCGGAGGAUACAGGAGAUCACACCUAUGACGAGCUUCUGUAGGGUCUCAGCCGUGGUGGAUGACGUAUACACAGAGCAUUCCCACGUGGCCGGCUCUUUCACCAUGCUGGCUAGCUCCAGGGCCCACGUGGGAGGCUCUCUGAAUGCGCGGGCGCUGCCUGGAGCCAGAGUCCACACGAACUUUAUAGGCUGCUUGAAGAAGGUGGAGUUCUCAGCAGACACCCUCCGUCUGAACCUGAUAGACCUCGCCAGAACCGGAAGCAAGCUCAUCACCGUCACCGGAAGAUUAGAGUACGCCUGCACAGCGACCGACUCCGCUGAUCCAGUUACCUUCACCACCAGGGAUGCGCACUUGAUCUUGCCAAAAUGGGAAGCAGUGAAAACCGGAACGAUAUCAUUCAAAUUUAGAACGAAUGAACCGAACGGUCUCAUUCUCUUCAAUAUGGGCGCCAAGCCACCAAGGGCGGAUCUCUUCGCUGUGGAGAUGCUGAACGGAUAUAUCUACGUGCACAUGGACCUGGGGUCAGGGGGGGUGAGGGUGCGAGCGUCGAGGAGGAGGGUGGACGACUCGCACUGGCACGAGUUCUUGUUGAGGAGGACUGGGAGGGAUGGGAGGGUUACGGUGGACGGCGCUAAUGCGGAGUUUAAGACGCCUGGAGAGUCGAACCAACUGGAACUCGAUGGCGCCCUCUUCGUCGGUGGCCUGGGGUCGGAAUACUCCGCGGCCAAGACACCCCCAGUAUUGUGGACUGCAGCGUUGAGGCAGGGCUUCGUCGGCUGCGUGAGGGACUUGGUGCUGAACGGCAAGCCCCAGGAUCUAACGGCGUAUGCAAGGCAACAGGACUCUGCAUCCGUCCGCCCCGCGUGCCAUGUGCUGAUGAAACAAUGCGUCAACUCCCCGUGCCAACAUGGAGGCGUCUGUUCAGAGGGCUGGAACCGACCUCUGUGCGAUUGUUCCUCUACCAACUAUGGCGGGCCAACUUGUGGACGAGAAUCAGCAACGAUAUACCUAAACGGCAGCCAGCACCUCACGGCGGCACUUGGACCUGAACACGUCACACAAACUGAAGAGCUGAUGCUCCGCUUUAAGACCAGUAAAGCUGGGCUGCUGCUCCGGACGGCGUCAGAGCAUUCGGCGGAUCGGAUAGAGCUGGUUGUUGCUGCAGGGAGGGUACGAGCCAAUGUGCGGCUAGGAGACAGGGAAAAGAAUCUCCUAGCAGGCUCAAACGUAGCUGAUGACAACUGGCACACGGUUCGUUUCUCGCGCCGCGCCUCCAACCUUAAGCUCCAGGUGGACGGAGCGCAGCCCGUGCGCGGUAUGUUAUCUGAAACGAUUUUAGGUAAAGCUUCGACUUUGGAAAUAUCGACGCUCCAUUUAGGUGGCAUGUAUCAUCCUGAAGAAGAAAUUCAAAUGACAUCAACUUUGCCCAACUUCGUCGGUUAUCUACAAAAGUUUGUCUUCAAUGGCAUGAAGUAUAUAGACCUAGCUAAAGCCAUUGGAAUGGGCAACGAUGCAAACAACAACAACAUUAAUCAGCAUGAUUCUAAUAUAAUAUUUACUGGGUCAUUUGUCAAACCUGAUUCUUUGAAUGUAUACAAAGCUGUGACAUUUAAAUCGAAGCAUACCUACGUAGGUUUGCCGCUACUGAAAGCUUAUGGAAAUACAUAUUUAGAUUUUUACUUUCGUACAACAGAGAUGGAUGGUCUUUUGUUUUAUAACGGCGGAAAGAAGCAAGACUUUAUAGCUAUUGAGCUAGUCAAUGGCCAUAUACACUGUGUGUUCAAUCUUGGGGAUAACGUGGUUACCAUGAAAGACAAAUUGAAGAAUUUCUUGAACGAUAAUAGAUGGCAUACAGUGUCCGUUAGAAGACCGACGCCGAAAAUGCACACGCUGCAAGUAGAUGAUGAUAUAGAAAUGCAUACCACAAGUUCAAACCUAAUGUUGGAGCUAGACAGCGUCCUGUACGUAGGCGGGGUUCCUAAGGACAUGUACUCAUCACUACCAGUUGGGGUUCUAUCUCGACAAGGGUUCGAAGGUUGCAUGUCAAGCCUGGAUCUACCUGGGGAAUCUCCUUCGUUGAUGGAAGAUGCUGUAGUUCCUAGUUCAUCACUAGUAUCGGGCUGUGAAGGACCCACAAAGUGUACACACAACGCAUGCGCAAACAAAGGUGUGUGCGUGCAGCAGUGGAAAACCUACGUCUGCGACUGUGACCUUACUUCGUUUACUGGACCAACUUGUUACGAUGAGUCGAUAGCCUACGAGUUCGGUCCCGGGCGAGGCAUCCUAACGUACACCUUCCCACCGAGCGCGGUGGCAGACACCGAAACCGACCGCGUGGCGCUCGGCUUCGUGACGAGUAAAGCCGAUGCUGUACUGCUGAGGAUAGACUCUUCUAACACUCAGGAUUAUAUGCAGAUGGAAAUCAUCCGCGGCAACCUCUUCAUGGUGUACAACGUCGGCGGCGGCGACCAUCCGCUAGGAGACGAGACGGCGAGGGUCGAUGAUGGUGCAUAUCACGUGGCUAGGUUCACGAGGAACGGGAGCAGAGCUGCCCUGCAGAUUGAUAACUAUGCGGUUAACAUUAGGCAUCCACAAGGCGGCCAACAAUCAACAAUCUUCAACAGCAUGUCGUCCAUCACCGUGGGGGGCGGCGCGGGCGGGGCGCGCACGUUCAGCGGCGUUGUAGCCGGACUCGCCGUCGACGGCGUGCGGGUGCUGGACCUCGCCGCCGCCGGAGAUGCGUCCGUGUCGGUCAGGGGAGAUGCUAGGAGAGCCACGUCGCCGCUGGAUAAAGGGUGGAUCAAUGGAAUGCAACAGACGCCACCAUCAGGCUACGGUGGUCCAGGUGUACUAGACGAGCUGGUCUACUCCGGUGCUGGUUCUGGAUGUAGAGAUGAUGAUGAAGAUGCCUGUGUGCUGCCUGAUGCUGGGAGUGGAGAUGACCUGAUCACGCCAGUCUACGUACCUUCUACAAGAAGACCACCCUCCAGGGUGUAUAAGGGUGACACGAGUGGAAAGCUUAUGAAGCCGUGCGACGACGAGGACUGUAUCGAAGGCUCAGGGUCCAAUGGAGAGGAGAUAACGGAACCAGAACACCCUAUGACCACUAACGGCGCCUCAAGCACCCAUGGUAUGACAUCACCGACUGCCGCCAUCUCCACCGAACACGCCAAGACUAUAGAAGGUUCCACUGAUGGUUCUACGGAUGCCACCCACGGCUCGACACGCUCUAGCCAAGGAACCACGCCACCUGAUCAUGGGAAUAUGCAUGCCGGGACAGUUGAGGCUACAACGCCGGAGAAGACCACUCCUACUGACGAUCACACCGCAGCCCACUUCACUCCCUCCCUCCCCAACCACCACACGCCCGAUGACAUCACCCACACGACUCAAGAAGAACCACUCCCCGAAUAUCCAGACCCGAAUGAAAACGACAUCGACUCCCGAACACCCACGAACGGAGCCGAAGAGAGGAACGAGUAUAAUGGGUAUGAGCAUGAGGCGACGACGAAGUGGUAUUUACCGAAGACGACGGAUCCGGGGAGGAUUGUGACGCCUGAGUCGGAGUUCUUUGCUACUAUUGUUGGCAUAGUAGCGUCAGUGCUGAUAGCCAUCAUCCUAAUAGUGAUAAUAGUGUUGAAAUACAUCGUGUAUCCGCUGGACCCGUCGUACAAGGUCACGGAGGACAAGAGCUACCAGCAAGGAGCGAGUGCGGCGUUGCUAGGCAACCAGGCUCACUCGAGCUACCAAAGCGGGGCCCCCGCCCCCUCGGGCGCGCGCCUGCAGCCGCUCGCGCUCGCCCGGGACGGCGCGCCGCUGCCCCCGCAGCCCGUCAAGAGGGACGGCAUCAAGGAGUGGUACGUCUAAGGAGGUUUUCAGAAAAAAUGCUACCGUUUACUUUUUUCGAGUGACCAUCAACUUUUGGGUUAUUUAGACUCAGAAUCGCGAGUACUAUUAAGAUAAGAUAAGAUAAAAUUUAUUUCAUUGAGAAAUAUCCAAAAAUUAAAAUAUUGAUUGAGACUAAGAAAAAAAAGUGUCCCCAGUUUUCCAUACAUAUUUUUGGUGUCUAUUUUGUAACGGUCCAUACGAAAUGUACCUAUGUGAAAUUGCGUUACAAAACUGUAAUUUUGUUUGGACACUUUUUAUUUCUUUUUAAAUCGAUUGCCCCCGUGAUUCUGAAUAGAAGUAAUCCAAGAGUUGUGAUGGAUUAUCGAAAAAAAGUAAUUGGUACACUUUUAAGUAAAAAUGCCCCUAAACGGGACGAGUGUCAAUGUCAGUGUCAAUGUUAAACGAGCGUUUUUACAAUGUCCAAUACGAUAUCGGAUGUAGAAUACAUCCACACUUCCACAGUGUUGCGCGGUCCGUACUUGCAACGGCGUGCCGUGCCUGCUUCAGCGGUCAGGCACACUACAGCAAACAUACUUCCACAUCUACGCACACAAACAAUAAUUAUCCCGACAGCUACGGGGAGUCCGGUCCGAAAUUUCUGCAAUUAUCGGAAGAGCCAAUCCGAUUUCGGAAGCCGUGUGGUGUCGUAGCUCAUGUAUAUUAUGAAAAAGACAACUGUUAGAAAGUGCCCUGUGGCAUGAAGUGUGGUGUGGCUGUUUUGUGUUAGCAUUUUUUUGCCAAGCAGGGAUCAUAAAUGAAUAAAAUAAAUACAGGAAAACACAUUUGUUACUAAUUUUACUUACUCCUAUAUCCGAUAUCGGUUCGGACAAUGUGAAAAGACGUUGACGCACGUUGGACGCUGCCGAGAGCGUACUUAGAGCGAGACUUUAUUCUAUGCGAGUCUAAAAUGUGAGGAAGAGUGUGGUGUUGAAACUGUAUUUUACUAAUUUGUCAAUAGUAUGGUAAACUAAAUUGUCAGUAAAAAAUGUCUCGAAAAUCAAAAUCUAUGGUAUAUUGGCCCGGUGAGCCUUAUUCAAAGCCGUAAAAAUUGGUUUGCCAGACUAAAAGCGAUAAAUCAUGUCCAAAGAUAAUCAACCUUAAAUAUUUAACGUGAUAGUUUCAUUUUGUUUCUCACACUCUUGGCUCAAGUUUUAGGAUUGCUCAGAAUUUCAUCGACCACCAUUGUGUUUGUGAUAUGCUCUGGACAUAUCAAAGAUCGUAGACUAGAGGUAUGAAUGUACUCUUAUCACGAAUCCCGUAGUUGCUUCGAUCCACAACCUCGCAGGGAACGUUCAUGAAAGGAAACAAGAUAAUGAAUGUAAUGAUAAUGAUUAAGUUGCUUUAAUGCAUAAGAAGAUAUAAUAAGAUGAAGUACUGACUGAUACGCAAGUGUUUAGUAUUGUAAAUAUUAAUUACUGUAAUGUUUAGUCACUUGUGCGAUCUAAUGUGCAAUUUUUAAGAUCAAUACGUGAAAGUUAAGUCUAGUUUAAUAUGGAAUUGCAUUUACAAGGUUGAAGUUGGUGUUUUGUUUAUGUUUUAUAGUGUUUCUGUUACAUUGUUAUUUGUUACUACUUCAAUUUUUUGUACUCUUAGCUUAUCUAUAUACAGUUUUCGUGAAUUAACUUUUCUAUCAAACUUGCCUUCGGUAAUAUUAAUUACAUCUAAGGAUAAAGUAAAUCGCUUGAAUGACAAGAUAUCAAAACCAAAUUGUUAAUUUAAUACAAUUGUAAAGAUAGUGGAAGUUAAGAAGGGGAGCAUAAUUUAUAUGUUGACGAUUUAAAAAAGGGCUAUUUUAACAGCCUAAAAACGGAGUAAAUUAAAACUAUAUUAGUAUGAGCAAUACAGGUGAAGUCAAACAUUAUUAUGCUGCCCUUUGAAUUCAAGCGGAAUCAAUAUAACGAUAAUUUUGGCUGCCAUCAUGAAAAUGAAGCAUAUCGAUCAAAUGAAGACUACCGUACUUUAAAAUUUCAAUAUCUCUUUCCUAUAUUAUUAGGUCUUGUACACUUUUAUUCAUAGGUGAGACGCGGCGUUAGAAGAUUAGAGAAGGAAUCAUAAUCACUCAAGUUUAAGGUCGAAAAUCGCUUGAUAGAUGCUCUGAAGGAUAUUGUAAAAUACGUAGAACGCGUAAAGUUAACAAUCGAGUAUGAGCUUGUAGAUUUGAUAUGGAAAGUAGAAAGACAUUUUCUGUUUCACAUUGCCAAUUUCGUUUCAUUGCUCAACCUGCAACUGUCCCCUUAGAUAAAUAGGCCUAAUUAAAAAAUGAUAGAGAAAUUUACAACACGUUGUUCGGUUUGGAUUUAUUGAAAGCUUUAAAUAUAAUAAUAUAAAUGAAAGUUGCGAGUGACCUUCAAAUAUAUUUAUAAUUAUAUAACUUGCCAUUACACAAGGCGCUUCUUUAAUAUUUCUCUUGCAGUUUGAAAACUCAGUGCAUGUUUCAAAGAUUGUUAGUGAGUAUCUCAGGUGGCGUGCCACAAGGAGCUAUCCUUGGUCCUCUAGUAAUAAUCUAUUAUAUUGCAUGCAGUUUCCUCUUCAAGUCGUUAUAAAUAAAUUGCUUAUAUUUUUACAACUAGAGUGUACAUCCACCGUCCCAUUUCCUCUUUCCGAUUAUAUAAAAAACCUUGAAUUAGCUUUAAAUUAAGACGAAAAUCAUAUUUAUAUAGAUUGUUAUGAAGCACAGGUUCUAGGUCUUUGAAAUUGCAUUUAUUGUAAAUAGUUAAUGAUUAUGAUAUUGUAAUUAAUGAAUUUAAGCGGUACUGUACGGUAUGAUUAUCACACUCGUUUUACGGCACAAAAUGUUAGUAACAACAGUUUGUUUUGUCAAUUUUAGUGUAAAAUUUAAAGGUUAAUAUGGUUGAUGAUUUGUACCGGGAUAUUAAGGAUUAUUGAUGCAAUUUUCUUAUAAGACACGACAUGUUAUAUUAGCUUUGUAUCAAGAAUUAAUUGAAGUGCCUCAAUACUUAACCGUUAUUGAAGCUCGUAUUACAUCAGCAUUUUUAUUAACAGGCUCUAUACCUCUUUGUUGGCAUUUGAAUAUACUCAUUUUAGUGUAAGUAACUUUAUUUCUAUUUAUAAGAAUAGUUUUUAUAACCUCAACCGUGACUGUGUUUUAAGAAAAUUGCUGUGUUUGUUUUAUUAUGUUUGUUAUUCACCUCAAGUUGUUGUAAACUCGACAUUGGUCGGACCAAGUUUUGUUUUAAAUGUACAUGUGACAGAAUUUGAAAUAAUACCAUGUAAAUUACAUAA
Molecule: messenger RNA, 8360 nt
Organism: Cydia fagiglandana
Lineage: Eukaryota; Metazoa; Arthropoda; Insecta; Lepidoptera; Tortricidae
Product: neurexin 1
Exons: 28
Coding region: 201-5096 (1631 amino acids)
Source: RefSeq, a predicted model, not a curated record